CUGGUUCACACGUGACACAGAGCUAGAACCACUUUAGUGCGUGAGAACAGCGAUAAGUCUUGUCAGGAAAUCGCUGAACAAGACCCACAGGAAAAGCAGAACUUACAGUGCAUUUCUAGAAGUCAGCAUGGUUGCAAUCCGUUUCGUCUUCACCGCAUAUUCUAAGCGCAAGACCUCCACAAUAACAUCUUGCACUUCGCAUUGCUGUGAACUGUGCGCCAAAAUAACUGCUGCUACUCGAGCUUUGUAUCCAAAUGAUUUGCUGUGAACUCAAUGCUUUAUACUGCUAUGCUUACAAAACUUUUCAUAUCUCCAAGUUAGCUAUAAGCAACAUGGUCCUGUAUCAACGAUAACAACUAUGUAAGCAAAAGCAACACAGCCUUAAGGACAACAUCAGCAAUAAAGCAAUAGCAAAUAAUGGUUUUCUACACAAAAUAAAAUCAUAAUAACAACUAUUUUUUCGAAAUAACUGAAUAUUAUAACAUCUUCAAACAGUCACACACACGAAAGUAAUUUAUUUUUUAAACAUUUCCAUGAAUGCAUAUGAAAACAUUAACAAAGAAUCAUCAAAGACCAGCAUUCAUUUUACAAUAUUUUGAAAUUCAUUUUAUUAAGAUUCGUCAUUAAUUGUCUGUGAUGCAAUAAAAUAUUACAUAAAUUACUUUCAAACCGAUAACAACCUGCUUCAGAAAAUAUGUCUUCAAUCCCUCAGCAAGAACCAAUGAAGCCAGCACCGAAAUCACCCAUCCCCAGAAGUCGGUCCGACUUCAGUUAUGUAGGACUGACUCCCAAGGAGAAAAGGUGGACAACUGAUUUCUCGCUGCUUCUUCCUCCAUUUACAAGAGAUACAUCUGGUUAUUCUCGCUUAGCAGAAUCCCCUGUGACAUUGCAACCGAAACCUAGGAACCAGGCGGUGGUGAAAUUGAGCAAGAGCCCGACUCUCGACCCGAGUGUGAUCCAGUCUGAAAAAUCCAGCGAAACCAAAUCUUCUGGUAAAAGUCCUACCUCAGAACCUGGUACUUCCAGAACUAGUUCAAACGAUGGCAACUAUAAGACCUUCAAAGACUCUAAACCUAUUGGGCGAAGCCAAACAAUGGAGCCUUACAUCGCCAAUGGCGGUAUCUCAUCAAACAAUAGCAACGAAAGCAAGCGUACUAUAUAUUGUAAGACCAUGAGCCGAAGUCCAACUUUAGAGCCUUACGCGACCAAUUGCACUUCGAUAAGUUCAAACGAAAGUAAGCGCUCCAUUGCCUCCAAAACUUUAAGUAGAAAUACAAAUUUGGUGAAUCAUCUUCCCAAGUGCAGUUCUUCUUGCUCCAAGACUCCCAGUGAGUCGAAAACUUUGUAUCCGAAAAUGGAAUUAAGUCCUAUAGGUUGUCCAAAGACUGCCCACAGAUUGAGUCCUCUAACCAACCCUUCUGCAGGUGAAUGUAGUCGACAUUUGUCGUCCAUUCGGAAGAGUCCAACGAUGGACAGUAAGACUCUUCGUUACAGCCCUUUGCUGAAUCAGCAAAUAAUCAGCAGAAGUCCCACUUUGGAUCCCAGUGUCUUGAACAGAAGUCCUCGGUGUUGUCAUGCGACUGUUACUAAUGGCCCAGUGGGUUCUAGAGGUUCGUUAGUUUCCAGAGGAUUAUCGCCUGAAGUUGUGAGAUCUCAGUCUCUAAGAUCGCUUCGAAAAGGCAUGGACAGAAGCCCGUCAAAGAUGAGGACAUCGGAGAGUGCACAAACUGAUGUCUCAUGUUCCAUACACAAGCACUCUUCUGUGGUGGGAACAAACGAAGAGGAUGUGCAUCGUCUGCGGAAUUUCAGCCUCACUCCCAAAGGGGUGAUCAACUGGGGCGACUCAUUCCGCUCCCACUCCCUCACCUCCGUUCCAGGGCUUGACCUCUUCCCAUCCAGCAGCAGCCAGUGGGACGCCGCAUCCACCAAAUCCUACCCGAUGACAGCCUCCAAUUCACACUGGAACUGCGCCAGAACUCCGCAAAGGUAUAGGGUAGCUAUCAUGGGAGCCGAUGAAGUGGGCAAAACCUCCCUCAUUCGACAGUUUCAAACAUCUGAGUACAUCUGCGCCUUUGAUACCAGUUACGACAUCUACAAAGAAUACGCCAUAACUGUGAUAUUAAAUAAAGAAGAAUCCGAAUUAGAAUUCAUAGAAUACCGCUUACCUGAUGAAGAGAGUGAAGAAGGGGGGGAUGAAGGAGCCGAAGGAUGGAGUCCUCCUUUCGCGGAUGCCCACGUGGUCGUGUACUCAGUGACCAGCAGGAGGAGCUUCCAGCGCGCCUUGGACGCACUGACCAAGGUCCAGCGGCUAUUCAGGAGAAGUGCCGUCCUGCUUGUUGGCAAUAAAUCGGACCUAGUGAGAGUCCGAGCUAUCACCACAGAUGAUGGCCAAAGUGCAGCUAAGGAGCGUAACAGCGUUUUCAUGGAAACCUCUGCCGCCAUCAACCACCAAGUAGAUGAACUUCUCGUGUCCACUCUUACUCAGAUUCGCGCCAAGUGCAAGUCGCCUUUCGAAGGAUCGUCAGCCCCCUCGCGAUGGAGCAGCCCCCAUUACUCUCUCUCCAAAGCUCGGGGACUCAUCAAGAAAUUCCUGAAGAAAGCCUGCUUCCAGUCGAAGUCAUCCGACAAUCUACAACGGUUGUGAGACCGUUGCGAACAGUGCCUUUGACCGCAUCUUUUUAGUUCUUCUGUGACUUGCUUGAUUGCAGUGGAUCGAAUGUGCAGUAGUAGCAAAAUUGUUGAGUAGUUCACAUGUUCCUUUCAUUUGAAACUACGCCAUUGAUGUUUUGCGCAAUAAUAUAUUUUACAUGGCUGAAGGUAUUAGAAGAAACCCAGAAAAAAAAUUAAUAGCAUACACACAUAUACAAAAUACACAAAAAUUUGAUGCAAUUAUCUGCCCUGUUUGUGUUUAAAACUAUUGAUGACAUCACAAAUUCUCAAUAUUUUAGAAUUAGAAGUCUGCAGUCACCCCCGCAACUAAUUAAUGAUAUAACGUGCUUCUAUGAGCUUUAAGAAUAUAUAAAGAUUUUCAUAAAAUAAAACGUUCUUCGUCUUAAAUAGAAUUUUAUAUUAAAGUUUAGUUUAGUUAUAUUAACGUCCCGUUUUAAAGCAAAACUAGAGCUAUUUUGGAACGGACCUCAUAACUUUCAACCGCGGUCAGAAGACGAGGGCAGCACCUGAGCUGGAGUCCCCUUCUCCAAUCUUCCACAUCACAUCAGCUGGAGGAUAUUUGGUAAAGACGGAUUGACCGUGCACUAAACCCGCUAACACGAUGGUUAUUCGAUGGAAGUAAGUCUCGAGCCUGGAAUCCCAUCCCGAAGACGACACCUUACCGCCAGGUCACUACUACCCUGAACUUGAUCUUAAAAAAUGAUUUUGUCGAAUUAGAAUGUGAGUAUUAAUGACUUGAGUUUAAAAUUAAUUUUUGCUGAAUAUAUCAAAAAUUUUUAAGCAAAAUGAAAUUACAAACAUUUAUCAAACUACAUUAUCAAUGAAAAGCCAUAAAGUAUGUUUUGUGCAUCUUAUGGGAUAGAAAGUGAAGUCUCUGUGAAGUAAAAGAGCCUUUGUUUCAACCAAGAGAUUCAUUAUUCAGGAUGAUAAUAAUUAGAGUUUUAAAUGAAAUUCUCUUGAAUAUAUUAAUUAUUUUCAAGUACAAAUGAAAUUGACAUUAAUCAACUUACAUUACCAAUAAAAAAACCAUAAUAUAUGUUUUUGAGCAUCUUAUGGGCUAGGAAAUACCGUAAACUUCGAGGGUAUUUGUUUUAGCCAAGAGUUUCAUUAUCCAGGAUGUAAUAAUUAGCGUUAAAAACAAAUUCUGCUGAAUAUAUCAAUUACUUUUAAGCACAUUUCGAACAUAUCCAGAACUAUUGAAUGGAAUUAUUAGAUUAACAUCAAGAAUACACAUUAUCAAUUAACAGCAUAUUGCACCUUAUCUAUUAAGAAAGAGCUCCACGGAAUAGAAACGUCUACUUUGUAACUAAAAGUUUGAUCAUUCAGCAUAUUAAUUACUUAAUUGUAUAGAAAAUAUCAGUCAUUUUGAUUCUCUAUGUGACUUUUUUAAUACUUCUUACUUAAACUGUCUUUGACUAUAAAAUAGGCAUUUAACUAUAACAUUGGCUUUCAUUUUGAAUGAAAGAGAUAAUGCAGAAUCUUAAUUUCAUACGUUAUUAAGUGCGUUAAUAACAAAUUAAUUUCUUCCAACUAUCAUAUCUGGAAAAUAAAAUAAAGUCGGUUUCUAUGACAAUGUACGUUGAUAUCAAAUUAUAUUAAGUAAAUUACUGACAAUUGAGCUUUUGAAGUAUAUCAUGCUUUGAAAAAUUAAAUAAAAUCGGUUUCUAUGGUAACGGAAUUUUAAGUCAGAUCGUCUUCUUGUCAAGCAGAUGAUUAUCCUUUGAAUACUACAAAUAACGCAUGAGUAAAUUGCAGAAAAAUCCAAAAAUGGCUAUAACUUGUAGUAAACAAUAAGAGAAAGAAAAAGUAUGCAUAUGACGUAGAAAGAGGCUUAGCAUUUCGCUUGCGCAUGUAAAAAUCUCUUUUUUUGUGGCUUGUGUUGAUCAAACAGACAACAUCCAAUACAUAAUCCUUUUAACCUCGGAUAUCUCAAAGCACCGGAUACAACUAGCAUUCAUUCCUGAGCGUUCUAUAGCUGCAUACAUGUGCAAAUGUGGUUACUAAUUCUUCUGCAUUUUGUCUCUAAUUCAUUGGAGUAUGUUCAUGUAUGCUUUAAUACGGGACAUGUCCGUUACAUGCAUAUCUUAAUUGAAUGAAUUGAAUAAAACUAUGUAGAGGAACGAAAUCUUUAUAAUUUCAUUAUGAGGUAAAUGAAAAUAAUAGACGAGUUUCAGAAACAAUUAUUUAAUUAUUUUCUAAGUUCCACAUUUCAAGACAAAACAAACACGAGCAAGAAAAUACACACACUCACUUAGAAUAAAUCUAAUAAAGACCUCCAAGAAGGAUCGUACACUUUGAUGUUAAUAAGAUAACGCCAUCUGGUGUAUCAAAAGAGAAGGUAGUAUAAUUAUGUAACCGCUACAAGUAUAAAUAAUUUUUUCCACUGUGCAAACGAAAUUGCAAAUUUUGUUUUAUCUUACUUUCAAAAUUUUUCUUCCUAUCCUUGCUUACAACAAAGCCAUGGGCAUUCGAAAUCCAUGCAAUUAUUUUAAAUAACACUGUGCAUAAAUAACUUUACGAAAGUUAAUUUAUCGAUGAUAUAAAUAGAAAUUUGAAUAUUAGAAAUUAUUUUUUACAUUUGAUCCACUGCACUCAUUGUGUUACAAUUCGAACUAUCGAACAUUUUCAUAAAUUAGUAGUUCAUUCUAUGAUCAAGCGCAUCGAUUAGAGAACAUGCCUAGAUAGAAAUAUAUUGUUACUAUACCUGGCAAAAAAAAUUUAAACAAAACACAACGUGAUUUUUUGAUUUCAUGUGUUUUUGUAUGCAAUAAGCUUAUAUUCCUAGACUGUAAGAAUUGAAAUACAUAGAUUAAGAGUUGUUCAUAAAUGUACUUUAAAAUAUAUUUGUUAAGCAGUAGAUUAAGAGGAUUUAUAGCUAGUUAGAGAUUUCAACUUUUCUCGCCCAAUCAUAUCACCCGACUUAACCCUAGAACCACAAUGCACGAGUUGAUAAAAUGCAGUCUUUUUAUUGAAUGCAGCUUCCUCGAUACAUUGUUAGCCAGUUUUCCCACAGAUUAGCCUCAUUUAGAAGGUAUGGAAAAUUUUUAAUAUUUCCCCUUUCUUUGUGUCGUAACAUUAGUAUUUAUAAUGUUUAAUCAUACGAAACAUUCUUUUAAUUGCAAUUUGUUGAAAAUGGCUAUUCUUUUUCCUUUUGCAUUAUGUGGAUAUUAUUUAUAUUGUUUAGCUAUAUGAAACACAAUCCUAAUCUUUGAUUUAUAAAUGCAACAUUCUUCAUAUACAAGCAGCCAGUAGACAUUAAUCACGAUUUACUUAAUUCAGAGAAAUGUCAAAAUUACAUUUUACUCAAAUUGGCCUUAUUUAGCAUGUUUGGUAAACAUGCUAAACAUGCUUAUCGAAUUCAUCUUUGACAGAUUUUAAACUUCAAUUACGUUUUAUUAUUAUUA
Molecule: messenger RNA, 6074 nt
Organism: Argiope bruennichi
Lineage: Eukaryota; Metazoa; Arthropoda; Arachnida; Araneae; Araneidae
Exons: 7
Coding region: 695-2644 (649 amino acids)
Cellular component (GO): plasma membrane
Molecular function (GO): calcium channel regulator activity; GTPase activity; GTP binding
Source: RefSeq, a predicted model, not a curated record